UCAGUGUAAUUGCUGAGGUAUGAGGCGUGUCUCCUGUUUGAAUAAGUGUGCAGACUGGAGCUGAAUUAAAAAGAUGGAAUUAUUGGUGUUUAAUGAUGAACACAUUGUGUAACAGUGCUGAGACAGCAGAGUAUUAAUUAUUGCUGAUAUUUCUGUUUAAUUCUAGAAUGAUGAAGAGAAAGAGAUCAGACUCACCAGAACCCAGCUGUGUGUCCUUAAAGAGUGACCGGUCAUUGGAUCAUCCACGUCACUUCAGAGACGGAGCCAGUUCUCCUGAUGUGAGACCACAACAGAAGAAAUCAAACCUCAGCAGAAAUCAGUUGAACUCCAUAUUCAAGGAGCUGGAACACAAAGUCAUCACUCUGAUAAAGAAUGAGCUGAAGAGGUUUAGGAAGCUCCUGAGUCCAGAUUACCCAGCAUGCACUGAGAGGGAGGUGGAGGAUGAGGAGGAUCUGCACAGUGUCAGAGACGGAGCGCUGAAGAUCACACUGCACGUCCUGAAGAACAUGAACCACACAGAUUUCGCUAACACACUGCACAACAAGUCUGUGGCCUCUGUGUAUCAGCCAAAGCUGAAAUCCAGCCUGAGAGAGAAGUUUAGAAGAAUUAAUGAAGGAAUCUCACAGCAUGGAAGCUCAGCACUUCUGAAUGAGAUCUACACAGAGCUCUACAUCACAGAGGGUUGGAGUGGAGACGUCAAUAAUGAACAUGAGGUGAGACAGAUUGAGACAGCGUCCAGGAGACCAGCAACACAGGAAACACCCAUCAAAUGUAAUGAUCUCUUUAAAGACAAGUCCAUCUGAAGAGUGCUGACUAAAGGAGUUGCUGGAAUUGGAAAAACAGUCUUUGUGCAGAAGUUCAUUCUGGACUGGGCUGAAGGAAAAGCAAAUCAGGACGUCACCUUCAUGUUUCCACUUCCCUUCAGAGAGCUGAAUCUGAUGAAGCAGAAACAUCUCAGUCUGAUGGAUCUUCUUCAUCACUUUUUCCCUGAAAUGAGAAAACUACAAUUAAUAGACUCCUGCA
Messenger RNA from Ictalurus punctatus (channel catfish), 1023 nucleotides. RefSeq lists its product as uncharacterized. Bases 168 to 803 code for a protein of 211 amino acids. NCBI's taxonomy places the organism in Eukaryota, Metazoa, Chordata, Actinopteri, Siluriformes, Ictaluridae. The transcript has 4 exons. The record is from RefSeq and is a predicted model, not a curated record.